AUGAAUGUUACACUAGCAUUUCAAUUUUUUGGAGUGACAGAAUCCAUGCAACUAUUCUGCUCCAGAAUAAAAAAGCUCAUUAAAGCUAUGAAUUGCCGAACACUAAAAAAUGCUAUGAAGCUGGGUAAUGAAGCAUGGAAAAGAGUUCCAUCCGACUCUACAUGCCAUGGAUUUAAAGUAUCAUUGAAAGAUAUUCUUGAAGUUUGUCGGUAUCUGACAAAAGACUGCGGAUUUGAUUAUUUAAUGACGAGCGAGAUUCAAAGCGAGAAUCAAAAUAAUUUGAAGCUAUUUUUUGGAAUGAUGCACAGCUACUGUGGAUCGAAUGAUCAUCUGGAUUCUACAUUAUUUAUACAAAUAUACCGGCUAAUAUUGAUAUACUCACUUGCCUCGACGAAAGGAAGUAACAUCUUUGGUGAAGAAAUACUGAAAGUUCUGCUAAUUAAAGCUUCUGAAAAUUAA
Molecule: messenger RNA, 459 nt
Organism: Atta colombica
Lineage: Eukaryota; Metazoa; Arthropoda; Insecta; Hymenoptera; Formicidae
Exons: 5
Coding region: 1-459 (152 amino acids)
Source: RefSeq, a predicted model, not a curated record